Molecule: messenger RNA, 1140 nt
Organism: Fonsecaea erecta
Lineage: Eukaryota; Fungi; Ascomycota; Eurotiomycetes; Chaetothyriales; Herpotrichiellaceae
Exons: 1
Coding region: 1-1140 (379 amino acids)
Cellular component (GO): mitochondrion
Molecular function (GO): (3R)-hydroxyacyl-[acyl-carrier-protein] dehydratase activity
Source: RefSeq, a predicted model, not a curated record
AUGAAAAGCCGGCACAUUCCAACUGAUGAAGGCCCCUGGGAUGGAUUCAACAUUCGUGCUCUCCGGAAAUCUCUCCAGAGUCACCUUUCACUUGCCGACCUUCGACCGGCAAAUAGUGUCCCCCCUGGUUAUCAUCAAGUGUCGUUCAACAGCCUGCCUUAUGAGCACGAGCUAGGCCACGAUGGUGCUGAAAAGCGUCAUGCUCCCAGCGAUGAAUGGAAAUAUCGCGUAUGGGCUGGGGGAUACAUGGAGUUUCAGAUUCCCAGCAUCUGGACUGCCCGGCCGAAAUUCGUCGCUGUUAAGGAAAGGAUUACGGACACGCGGCUGGUCGGCGAUCUUGUCAGUGAGAACGCGAAGGUCUUCGUCACGUUGACGAGGACUCUUUUUCCUGCCAUGGUGGACUCCCGAGGGAAGCCCGUGCGUAGAAGACUGGGAGGCCUCCGCGCCACAAACCGAAGAGACAACAUCGUGCUCAAAGAAGAAAAAUACCUUUGCUUUAUGCGCGAAAUCCCAGAGAGUCUAAAAUCGACGGCGUCAGCGCGCAGACUGGCACCUCCUUCGAGCCCGGUGUACUCCCAAAGCAUGAUCCCUUCACCCACGCUGCUCUUCAGAUUCAGCGCGCUGUCGCGAAACGCCCAUGCCAUCCAUCUCGAUGCAGAAUAUGCCCGACAGGUCUACGGUCUACCCAAAUUGAUUGUACACGGCCCGCUCACCUCUGUCCUCAUGCUGGAUAUCCUCGGUGAAGCUCUCGCUCUCCACACCGUCGGGAAAGCGUACACCUUCGCCGUCCGGACCUUCCAGUACAAGAAUCUGCUUCCGCUCUUCGUGAAUGAACAGAUCACGAUUGCCUGUAAGAAGCUGCACGAUAUCCAACCCCAAGGGACGAAAUUUCGCACGGCAUUUGGAGUGACGUGGGAGAAAUGGGAAGUUUGGAUCCAAAAGGGAGUAGGAGAAAAUACAACCACCGCGGUGCGGGGGUCGGCCUGGGUGUCGCCCAUCGCGCAUCCUGGUUCGGAGACGUCGUCAGAAGAGGCUGCUGCUGCUCCUGAGGACGCAGCAGUGCCGUCGGGCGCGAGCUCGCAAAAACCAAACUCGGACGAAGAAGGAGAAGAGCAAGCUGCCAAUCCUGCGUCGGAGUGA